This is a messenger RNA of Dovyalis caffra, 1923 nucleotides long. Lineage: Eukaryota; Viridiplantae; Streptophyta; Magnoliopsida; Malpighiales; Salicaceae. The record is from the annotation of a GenBank genome assembly.
AUGGGGAUUUCAAUACAUGCCCAAAGCUUCUCACUUCUGUUCUUUCUCAUCUUCUCUAUAUUAGCCCAUUCCAAGGCAUGCCACCUAGUUGAUAAAGAAGCAUUACUUGAUUUCAAACACAAAAUCACAUAUGACCCAUCAAAACUGUUGCGUUCUUGGACAGUUUCCUCUGAUUGCUGCAGUUCUUGGGAAGGUGUUGAUUGUGAUGCCUCAGGCAGAGUUAUCAAUGUAUCUCGUCCUGGUCUUGUGUCAGACAAUGACUUCAUUGAGGACACGUACAUGUCAGGAACUUUAUCUCCUUAUUUGGGAAACUUGUCCAGUCUUCAACUUCUAGACCUGAGUAAUCUCAAGGACUUGAAGGGACCAAUACCGCAGGAACUUGGCAAGUUAUCAAAGCUUACACAUCUCUUUCUUGAUACAAACAAGCUCACUGGAUCAAUACCAAUUACGUUAAGGUACUUAUCUCAGCUGAAAAAGAUAUACCUUAGUGACAAUUUAAUAUCUGGUAUUGUUCCUCCACCUGUUACGAAAUCCUGGACAUCUGUCUCAGAACUUGGUUUAUCAGGAAAUGCUUUGUCAGGGCCAAUUCCUCCUACAAUUGGCAAGCUGGCUUUGAUAACUAAGCUUGAUUUACAUGGUAACAAGUUUACUGGUAGAAUUCCUACAGGCAUUGGCAACCUUAAGAAUCUCAGAUUUCUUGAUCUAUCUGAAAAUCAGAUAACUGGAAGCAUUCCACAGUCCAUUGGUGGACUCGCUGCUUUGGAACUACUAUAUCUAAAUCAAAAUCAGCUCAAAGGAAGGAUACCAUCUUCGAUAUCUGGACUUAGUUCUAUGACAUUCUGUCGUUUAUCAGAAAACAAGUUAAGAGGCAGUUUACCAGCAUCAAUUGGCCAGCUCUCAAAGAUUCAAAGGCUAAUCCUUGAGAACAACAAGCUCAGUGGAAAGCUACCUUCAACCAUUGGUCAUCUAACAACACUUACUGAUAUAUUUUUCUCUAAUAACUAUCUUACAGGAACAAUCCCUUCAAGUUUUGGAAACUUACUCAACCUCCAGACGCUUGAUUUAUCAAGAAACCGACUCUCCGGUCGGCUACCUCCUCAGCUAGCUAAGUUGAAGAGCUUGCAGACUUUAGAUCUUUCCUAUAAUCCUUUCCGACUAGUUAGACUACCAAAAUGGUUCCAGGAAUUAAAAGUUUUUCAGCUUAUGUUGGCAAAGAAUGGGAUUGAAGGGGAGCUUCCUCACUGGCUAUCUUCAUCGUCAAUAUCACAACUUGACUUGUCAAGCAAUGCAUUAACUGGAAAACUGCCUUGGUGGAUUGGUAACAUGACAAGCCUUUCAUUUCUGAAUUUAUCUAAUAAUGGUUUUCACUCAUCAAUCCCAGUUCAAUUCAAGAACCUUUCGCUUCUGAUGGAUCUUGAUCUUCACUCCAACAAGCUCACUGGCCACUUAAAUGUAAUAUUCUCUAAAGAAGUCCAAGAACCACUAGGCCAUUUCAACUCCAUUGAUCUUUCCAACAAUAUGUUCACUGGUCCAAUUGAUGAUGACAUAGGAGAGAGACCAGCAAUGGCUUCUAUUAGUUCAUUAGUUCUAUCACACAACGCACUUGGAGGAUCACUACCAAAGUCAAUUGGGAAAAUGAGAGAAUUGCAGGUCUUGAAGCUAGUGAAUACUGGGCUGUCUGGGAUGAUACCAAAGGAGCUUGGUGAUGCCAAAGAGUUGUCCACAAUUUUACUUUCAAGAAAUAAGCUGACUGGUUCUAUUCCAAAUAUUGUGCUAAAUUUGAAGGAGCUGAAACAAUUUGAUGUGUCUAGUAACAAACUGAGAGGCAGGAUUCCUCCACACAAAGCCACUAUUCCUGUGUCUGCAUUCAAGGACAAUCCUGGUUUGUGCGGACCUCCACUUCCAACUUGUAGGCACUUUUAG